AUGAUGGAUUGUAAUCCAGUGAAGACGCCCUUAGAUCCUAAUCAAAAACUGACGAAAGAGAUGUGUCCUCAAAGCGAAACUGAACGCGAAGAAAUGACUGAUGUACCUUACCAACAAGCUGUUGGUAGUAUAUUGUUUGCGGCUCAAGUUUCACGUCCCGAUAUCUGCUUUGCUGUGAGUACGGUCAGCCGAUACAAUCAAAAUCCUGGAAAACCACACUGGACAGUAGUUAAACAUAUUCUACGGUACCUUAAGGGAACAGCCGAUAUGAAACUUGUAUAUACCAGUUGUGAUAACAAUGUAUCCGCUUUUUGCGAUGCUGACUGGGCAAGCGAUACUGAUGAAAGACGUUCUGUUACCGGCUAUACUUUCCUGCUUAAUAAUGGAGCUAUUUCUUGGAAUUCGAAGAAACAACCAACGGUUGCUAUCUCAACUACCGAAGCAGAAUAUAUGGCGCUAGCAGAAGCAGCUCAAGAAGCAACUUGGUUGAAAAUGUUGCAGAGAGAGCUCAUUCCAAACUCACCAGACUCGACAACAAUCCGAUGUGACAAUCAAAGUGCUAUAAAUUGGCUCUUACCAGUUCUUAUCAUGGCAGAACCAAACACAUUGAUGUCAAUCACCAUUUUAUAA
Episyrphus balteatus (marmalade hoverfly) is the source of this 630-nucleotide messenger RNA. RefSeq lists its product as uncharacterized. Bases 1 to 630 code for a protein of 209 amino acids. NCBI's taxonomy places the organism in Eukaryota, Metazoa, Arthropoda, Insecta, Diptera, Syrphidae. The transcript has a single exon. The record is from RefSeq and is a predicted model, not a curated record.